Molecule: messenger RNA, 1287 nt
Organism: Hyaena hyaena (striped hyena)
Lineage: Eukaryota; Metazoa; Chordata; Mammalia; Carnivora; Hyaenidae
Gene: LHX1
Product: LIM homeobox 1
Exons: 5
Coding region: 1-1221 (406 amino acids)
Biological process (GO): neuron differentiation; regulation of transcription by RNA polymerase II
Cellular component (GO): nucleus
Molecular function (GO): RNA polymerase II transcription regulatory region sequence-specific DNA binding; DNA-binding transcription factor activity, RNA polymerase II-specific
Source: RefSeq, a predicted model, not a curated record
AUGGUGCACUGUGCCGGCUGCAAAAGGCCCAUCCUGGACCGCUUCCUCUUGAAUGUGCUGGACAGGGCCUGGCAUGUCAAGUGCGUCCAGUGCUGUGAAUGUAAAUGCAACCUGACGGAGAAGUGCUUCUCCCGGGAAGGCAAGCUCUACUGCAAGAACGACUUUUUCCGAUGUUUCGGUACCAAAUGCGCGGGCUGCGCACAGGGCAUCUCCCCUAGUGACCUGGUGCGGAGAGCGCGGAGCAAAGUGUUUCACCUAAACUGCUUCACCUGCAUGAUGUGUAACAAGCAGCUGUCCACCGGCGAGGAGCUCUAUAUCAUCGACGAGAACAAGUUUGUCUGCAAAGAGGAUUACCUAAGCAACAGCAGUGUCGCCAAAGAGAACAGCCUCCACUCAGCCACCACAGGCAGUGACCCCAGUUUGUCUCCAGACUCCCAAGACCCGUCACAGGAUGAUGCCAAGGACUCAGAGAGUGCCAACGUAUCAGACAAGGAAGGGGGCAGCAAUGAGAAUGACGACCAGAACCUGGGUGCCAAGCGGCGGGGGCCCCGCACCACCAUCAAGGCGAAGCAGCUGGAAACUCUGAAGGCGGCCUUCGCUGCUACUCCCAAGCCCACGCGCCAUAUCCGGGAGCAGCUGGCUCAGGAGACUGGCCUCAACAUGCGUGUCAUCCAGGUCUGGUUCCAGAACAGACGCUCUAAGGAACGGAGGAUGAAGCAGCUGAGCGCGCUGGGAGCCCGGCGCCACGCCUUCUUCCGCAGUCCGCGCCGGAUGCGGCCGCUCGUGGACCGCCUGGAGCCGGGCGAACUCAUUCCCAACGGGCCCUUCUCCUUCUACGGAGAUUACCAGAGCGAGUACUACGGGCCCGGGGGCAACUAUGACUUCUUCCCGCAAGGCCCCCCGUCCUCGCAGGCUCAGACGCCGGUGGACCUGCCCUUCGUGCCGUCGUCCGGGCCCUCCGGGACACCCCUGGGCGGCCUGGAGCACCCGCUGCCGGGCCACCACCCGUCGAGCGAGGCGCAGCGGUUCACCGACAUCCUGGCGCACCCUCCCGGGGACUCGCCCAGCCCCGAGCCCAGCCUGCCCGGGCCUCUACACUCAAUGUCGGCCGAGGUCUUCGGGCCCAGCCCGCCCUUCUCAUCGCUGUCGGUCAACGGCGGGGCGAGCUACGGGAACCACCUGUCUCACCCGCCCGAAAUGAACGAGGCGGCCGUGUGGUAGCGGGGUCUCGCACGGUCCGCGGAGUUCGUGGUUGUACAGAAACGAACCUUUAUUUAAGAAAAAUAG